Messenger RNA from Gryllus bimaculatus (two-spotted cricket), 3392 nucleotides. Lineage: Eukaryota; Metazoa; Arthropoda; Insecta; Orthoptera; Gryllidae. The record is from the annotation of a GenBank genome assembly.
GUCAAUAGAAGAACAUUGGCAUUUUUGGCCAAUGGUUACGGAGCUCGUGUCAAAUCAACGCCAUUCGCGCGUUGUUAUUGGGCGAAAAGAGUUCCUUUAUUCAUCGCGUGAUGUCUCUGAAUCUAAGAGGGUCUGAUUAGCUGUCGACGUUUUCCGUAUAUGCCUUCAAACGGAACUCUUGAAAGGGUUUCGUAGGUCCCGCUCCCAUACCUUAAGUCAUAGAUUAAUGCUUCAACCGGAACCCUUUGAAGUGUUUCGAGGGUGCCGCUCCCAUAACUUAAGUCAUAGAUUAAUUCAUGUUAGAUAGAUUCAUUCAUUGUUACGAGUCUCACUUAUAGACUUCGUGGGUGGUGCCAAGUGGAUUCUGGGGAAUCAAAGAAUAGCAAGUUAGACAUACCAUUAAAAUCGAAGUAUAAAUCGCGCCUUAUAGUGGAAUGACACUGGAGUCACAUUUCGAAAGUAAUGAAUUGUCUUGAAAGUAGACAGCGGCAAGCAGGGCGAUGUCGUGACAUCUCUUGAAAGUCGAGAGCAUAGAGCAUUUGCUUGUCACAUAUAUUGUGCUGCAGAAGUGAUGUGUCAACUUGAUUCGAUAUCGAGAGGAUUUGAUAUUCGAGUGAUUAGGAAUUUAGUUACUCCUCUUGAAAUUAGUGGUGAAAAUUGAAAUAUCGGAUGUGCCUACUUAUUUCUUUACAAAUAAAAGAAUGACAAGCACCGAAAGAAUUCAGAGUACUGUUUUGUCACUCGUUGAAACUUUAAACAUUAAUGGAAAUAUGAAAGAAGAAUAUGAGAAACUCGCCCAGGAAGAAGAAGCAGUGAACUUACGACUUGAAUCCCUAUUCAAACGACAAUGUCAUAUUGAAGGUAAAUUAAGGGGAAUGACAAAAGUUUUACCAAAUCUACAAAUCGUUCAUUCUGAUGCCCAACAACUUGCUGAAAUGAUAACAUUUACUUCUACAUUGGCUGAAAAUGUCAGUGCCAAAGUGCGUCAGUUAGAUAUUGCCAGAAGUCGAGCAUCUGAUUGUCAACAGCGGGUUCAUGAUCUUUUGGAUCUUCAGCUUUGUGCUGAAGGUGUCAAAGCCUCAUUACAUUCUGAAGAUUAUGAGAAAGCUGCAGCACAUGUACACCGUUUUCUUGCAAUGGAUCAACAUUUGCUGGAACAAACUGCAGAUAUUGCUGAAGAUUGUACAAAUGUUACAAACUCUUUCUCCCUUCUACAAGAUGCCGCUUCACAGUUGAGGUCUGUGGUGAAUUUGCGUUUUGAUGAAGCUGUUCGGGCAGAAGAUCUUGCAUCUGUUGAGCGAUUUUUUAAAUUGUUUCCUUUGUUGGGAUUACAUGAUGAGGGGUUGGAAAAAUUUUCUAACUAUUUGUCGACAAAGAUUGCUGACACUGCAAAUGGAAAUCUCAAGACAGCAUUGUCAACCCAAGCAUCAGAUCGACGAGCAAAUAUUAUUUUUGCAGACACUUUGACACUAUUAUUUGAAGGAAUUGCUCGCAUAAUUGAAAUUCAUCAACCCCUCAUUGAAACUUAUUACGACUUCAGUGAGUUCAGUCUUCAUGUGGGUGUGAACUUCACUGGUUUUCUGUUUCUGACUGCAUUGGGUUACAACACAGAUAUUUCUGCUCAUGUGCAGAAGCUGCGCCGCAUCGUGGCGGAGAUGCAGCGCUGCCGGCGGCUGGAGGCGCUGGCGCAGGCGGGCGAGGGGGAGGAGCCGCAGGAGGGCGUGGGCGUGGGCGUGGGCGCGGGCGCGGGCGCGGAGGUGCGCCAGCUGGACCCGGCGCUGGGCGAGCUGGCCAUCGCGCACGCGCGCUACGCGCUCUUCGAGCGCUUCCUGCGGCGCCGCCUGGCGGCCGACGCCGACGCCGGCGCCGCCACCGACGCCGACCGCCGCGCGCGCCUCCUCGAGGUGGACGCGGCGCUGGCGCGCGGCGACACGUGCCGCCGCAUGCAGGAGCUGCUGUCCACCUACCUGGGGCUGGAGCGCCUCUUCAUGGUGCAGAGCGUGCGCAAGGCCAUCGCCCUCGACGCGCUGGACGACGCGGGCGGCGCGGGCGGCCUCUGCUCCAGCGCCGUCGACGACGUCUUCUUCAUCCUGCGCAAGUGCAUCAGACGCGCUGCUUCAAGUGGCAGUUUGGAUGGAACUUGUGCCGUUAUAAAUAAUGCAGGUGCCUUGCUUGAAGAAGAACUAUGCAGUGCGCUUCGUGCCAGACUUCGUCAAGGCUAUCCAUCAGGAUACCUUGAUUUAACUCAAGCAUAUAACAGCGUACUGGCUGGGCGCCUGCAGCCCACUGAUUCUGAGCAACAGCGAGUGCUAUUCUUGGCUGCACUGAACAACGCAGAUUCAGCCUCAGAAUAUGUGGAGACCUUAGUUAAACAGGUUUCUGAUGAAAUACCAGUCUCCACACCAAUGGAGCGGAGUAAGCUCGAUAGCUGUCUCCACGGACUGAGCAGUUCCACUUCCGGGAUAAAAUCUGUUUUGGAUUAUGGCAUUCAACAGCUGAGGGCUUCAGCUGUAAAGCCACGAGUUGGUCCGUGGGUUGAUUCGUUUCAGUCUGUCAGUCAUCAGCUCUCUGAGGACGAAUUUACAGCUUAUGAAGCUGACCAACCUUUUGUUCAAACUUUAGUGAGAAAUUUGCAUGGAUUAUUGGAGAACUUUAAAGAAAGUCUUACUCCUGGAAACUAUGAUACAUUAGUCACCAUUCUGACGGAAGAAGUCACCAUUCACUUAGAAAAGGCUGUCUUCAAGACUUCUUUUAAUAGGCUAGGAGGUCUUGUCCUUGACAAAGAAGUCCGUGCAUUGGCUAGCUUUUUAACCAGUUCAACUUCAUGGUCUGUGCGAGACAAAUUUGCACGUUUAACCCAGAUGGCCACCCUUCUCAACUUGGAGAAAGUUACUGAAAUUUCUGAUUAUUGGGGAUCUUCAACAGGCCCACUUACAUGGAGACUGACACCGUCAGAAAUACGUCAAGUCCUGGCAUUGCGGGUUGAUUUUCGAAGUGAUGAUAUAAAGAGACUGAAAUUGUAACCAGGAAAUAUUAUAUUUUGUACCAAAGUUAACCUCUAUCAGAAUUCCAGAAGGUACUAUUGUGAUAAGAAAUCUGUACAAUGAAAUUUGAAACUUCAAUGUUAUUUAAUAAACUAAGAAAACAGAAAAAGGUUUCUAUUAAAUAAAUACAAAAUCAAUACAUUACAUAAUUCAUUUAUGUAUGAUUUGUUUAACAAAACUAUUCAGUCCGUCAAAAUGUCGGAACUGAAUACAGACUUGUAUUUAUACAAUCCGUUGCAUAAAAUAACAGGAAAGCACAGGUACUGACUGGUAAAUUCACUGAACAUUAAUGCUUAAAACAUUUCAGGCAAAAAAAAAAAAAAAAAAACAAUAUAAAAAUCAAAUUUU